Messenger RNA from Paramecium sonneborni, 393 nucleotides. The record is from the annotation of a GenBank genome assembly. NCBI's taxonomy places the organism in Eukaryota, Ciliophora, Oligohymenophorea, Peniculida, Parameciidae.
AUGAUUGAUUGUUACUAUGUUGUAUCAUUAACUAAUGAUGCAACAACAAUUGAUUCUGAAUGCCAAAAUAUGGAUUGUUAUGGCUCAAAUUAAAAUGUUAAAACUAAUGGUCUUUGUAAUCCAUUUAAAAUUACUAGUUCUGAUGGUAAAAGUAAAACAAUAACUUUUUUGUACUUUGAACGAUACUUAAAAAAAUGCAUUAAAUGUGAUUAUUCUAAUUAGUUUGAAAAGGAUAAUCAAUUUAUUUUUAAUUAAUUAUAAUAUUUACUAUCAAUUUUAUCUAAACAUAAUUCUAUUAAUAUAUACUCAAUUUAUAUUAUAGUAGUUUAUCCUGAAUUCAUUCUUUCAAAUACAAUAAGAACUUAUUCCUUUAUUUAUUAUAGCAGAGAUUGA